Messenger RNA from Rotaria sp. Silwood1, 1263 nucleotides. The record is from the annotation of a GenBank genome assembly. NCBI's taxonomy places the organism in Eukaryota, Metazoa, Rotifera, Eurotatoria, Philodinida, Philodinidae.
AUGAAUCCAGAAGAGAAAAAAACUUUUGAUAAUACAUCAAGUUCUUAUUUAUCAUUAAAAGCUGAAUUAUUACGUAAAAAACAAGAUAUUCAACGAGCAUCAUCAGCAUCUAUAUCUUCCACAGCUAUACUUGAUAAUUUACAAUCAACAUCAAGUUCAUUAAAACUUAAAGCAAAACCAGACUUAGAUAUUGAAAUUGUUAAUCCAUCAAAAAAGAAAAAGAAAAAUGAAGAAAUUAUUUCUCCUCCUCCAUCAUCAUCUUCAACUUUAUCUCGUGACGAUGAAAUAGUUUUUGCUAAAUCACGUGCAAUUCUUGAAGCAAAAUCAAAAUUAUAUGAUGAAAUAAUGUCCAAUAGUGAAAUGAAAUUAUUAGCGGAAGAUGAUGGUGAUGAUGAUAAUGAUAAAUCAUUUCUUGUUGAUUUUGAACGAAAAAUUUAUGAAACAAAUCAAAAUAAUAAUAAAAUUGAAUAUACAGAUUCAUUUGGACGUACACGUUUAGUUACAUCAGAUGAAUAUGAACAACUUAAAGCAUCGGAUAAGAAAAAAUCUUAUGAUAGAAUUCAAUCAAAUACAACUGAAAAUGAAAUUGAUCGUGUUGAACGUUUACAUCGUGAACAAAUGCGUAGUAAAUGGGAAUCAGACAUGGAAGCAAUAAGAAAUAAAACUCAUUUACAUUAUCAAGAUGUUUUAUUUGAUGAAAAACGUGAACAUGGUGUUGGUUAUUAUAAUUUUUCUACAGAUGAUAAACAACGUGCUGAACAAAUGGAAACAUUAAAUGAAUUAAGAACAAGUACAAAAAUUGAACAAACAAAAUUUAUGCAAGAAAAAGAAAAACGACAAUUAAAUAUGGCUGAACGUUUAAAUAAAAUACGAUUAAGAAAAGCGAAAGAAAUGGGUAUCAAUUUACCAGAAAAUAAUCUAAAUAAUAAUGAAACAAUAUUAGAAUGUACAGAAAAAUCACAAAUAGAAUCAGAUAUUAAAGAAUUGCCGAAUGCUACGAUUAAUACAAAAGAAAAAAUUGACAAAUCAGUAUCUAUUGAAACGAAUGAAGAAAAACCAACAGGAUCAACCCAUUCAAACAUCAUACAGUCAACAAAAUUACAAAUAUCGGAACAGACGUUGCAAACGACUCCUACUCAACAUCAACAACUAUCGCUUCAAAACAAUAAUCCAACAUUACAAAAAUCAAAUUCAUCUUUUGCUUACCCAUUUCCUGUCAUGCGAGCUAGUAACACUUCAUCAUCAAUAUCUAAUAAACAUUAA